Messenger RNA from Podarcis lilfordi (Lilford's wall lizard), 7013 nucleotides. The record is from the annotation of a GenBank genome assembly. Lineage: Eukaryota; Metazoa; Chordata; Lepidosauria; Squamata; Lacertidae.
AUUUAAUAUAUAUACCGCCCUUCGUCAUAGGAUCACACGGCGGUUUACACAGAGAACAAAACAAUACUUUUAAAAAGCUAGUCUAGAGGUUUCCUAUCUCUACGAGCUCCUGCGCCUCACCUCUUCCUUCUUCCGGUCUCCUUUCCUAUCUCUAUGAGCUCCUGCUUCUGGCCUUCUCUUCCUCCUUCCGGUCUCCGCUGAGCUGGUCCGUCGCGCUUUAACGUCCGGCUUCGCGGUCCUCCCAGAAAAGGCCGGCGAUGGCGGAUCCUCCGAGCCCGGAGAAGAGGCGCCUUUGGGGGCGGCUCCGCACCGGCCGCAUAGGUAAGGCGGACGGGCGAGCGGGUGGCUGGAGGGGAGGCCCGGGCUCGAGCUCUGAGCGCCGCCCGCUUCCUCAGACCUCACCCCGAGGGACGGGCGGGGAGAGAGGGAGAGGUUCGCCGCCGCCGCCCUGCAUGCUUCCCUGGGAGGAGGAGGAGGUGGCGCGUGCCCCUCUGGGCGCGCUUUGCCUCGGCCCGGGGCCGCCGCCUUUUCCUUCCUUCCGGCGCGGAGCUCACGCAGCUGCAGGUUCCUCUUAACCAGAGUCAGGUUUAUGGAAUUCUCUCCCACAGGCCUUAAAAGAGGAUUAGAGACAAGCAAGGAGCAGCGCCGAAUUAAAGGGGGUGCGGAUUGUUGUCCCGCACAGAGCGCUGAGACGAGGGCAGGGCUGGAUUUACGUAUAAGCUAAACAAGCUAUAGCUUAGGGCCCCAAAAAAAUUUAAAGUAAAAAAAACCGGAUGUACAUUUCCAAAAUAUAAGAUAAAAAACAAAAUAAAACCUACAUACAACAACAGUGUUUUGUGUUGUGUAGGCUCCUAUGAUGUAAAUAAUGGGCCCCACCUGCUAGCCUGCUCCCUAAAAUAUCACUGGUUUGCUCAUUUCUAUAUAUAGGGUGCCUACAUUCUGCAUGGACUGGUUGCAUGGCAACAUGUGCAAAUGGCUUUAGAUACCUAUUGGGUCCAUAAAUUACCAUAUAGCAUAUAUGUAACACAAAAACAGCGACAAUUUGUUGUUGACAAAGGACAGCUGGACAUAUAAAGGGCCCCAUUCAGUACCUUCAGUAGCUUAGGGCCUCAUCAAACCUAAAUCCGGCCCUGGACGAGGCGGACACAAAAUGACCACAAUAAUAAUCCCUGUAAUCAUAAUAAAACCUAUACUGUGGUACCUCUGGUUACAUACGCUUCAGGUUACAGACUCCGCUAACCCAGAAAUAGUACCUCAGGUUAAGAACUUUGCUUCAGGAUGAGAAAUCGUGCUCUGGCGGCGCAGCAGCAGGAGGAGGCUACAUUAGCUAAAGUGGUGCUUCAGGUUAAGAACAGUUUCAGGUUAAGUACGGACCUCCGUAACGAAUUAAGUACUUAACCCGAGGUACCACUGUAUUCAUAUAGGUACCAAUUCUUUCUUUUUUUUUUAUAAAAUAUUUAUUGAAAUUUUCAAAGUGUUACAACAUAAAAUAAAAGCAGAAAAAAAUAAAAAAUAAAAAUAGUUAACAAAGUAGAAAAAGAAAAAACAAACAAACCCCUUCCAACUAUAGAAAUACAAAUUCAAAAAUAAGAAAAAAAGACAGAGGGGAAAAAACAAAAAUACAAUUUAAGAACAUUUAAAAACAAAUUCAUUAUUCUCGAAUCCUCAACUGUCAUUACCUUCUUUCUUUGACCUCCUCCUCCUCCCUUUCUUUGUAUCCUAGUUAUUAAUUAUCCCAGCAAAUCCUUUCCAUAUUUCAUAAUAUUCUGUCAUUACAUUACCCUAAACAGUUUUAAUCUUAUCUUUCUAUAAGAAAAUAAACCUUAAAGCUUAAAAGUUAAAUCUUAUCCUUGCCAACUUCUCAUAACCAUAAUAUUCUUUCAUAAUUCUUUAAACAUCUUUACUAAAGCCGAGUAAUUUCAUUCCAACAUUUUUCUGACAUUCAUCAAUUUUAUAAAACAGUUCUAAUGGUAGAAAAAAGAAAUACAAACAGAUCCAAUCUUCAUCCAAUGUCCCUUCCUCCUGGUUCCGGGUUUUGUCAGUCCUUAUUAUCCCAUCAAUCUGGCCCAUUAACCUGGCAACCUUAUAUCCCAGGCCCUCAAGUCUCUUCCAUGUCCCUUUCGCAGCUCUUCUUCAUAUUUGUAACUGUAUUUUCCCUUGUCUCCUGCUCGUGGUAACUCCAGCUUGGCAAUAUUUUUAACCCUUCUCGACAGAUCAGCCCCUUUUCCAUAUUCAGCACUGAAUUCCAUAUGGUAUUUAAAAGCAUGUUUCAAAGACCCUCCAAAAUUAAGAGCCCCCACAAUCCCAAACAUCUCACGGCCCAUUGCCAGAUUUGAAAAGUCCAAACAUCCCAGCAUAGGGGGGUCAAUCCAGCCCCCCAUUUCCAAGCCAAAACCAAACUUUUUCUUUCCAAAUCUGACUUUUUCCAAGUUCAUUUGUCAAAUCCGAAAAAUAUUCCUGUUGGGCCUGUUCUGUCAGGACACACUCCUGAUUUAAUUCCUGGGUGGGCUCCACAUAUUUUCCCACUGUCUGUUCAAAAUUUCCCACUGCCUGUUCAAAAUUUCUAGUCGAAGUCGUCAUCAAAUUCACCUUCUCAUGUAACUGUUCCAGUAGGACAUUUGUUUUGUAGAAAGCACACAACAAAGCUUCUGAAUACAUUGUCCUGCAAGGUCAAAUGCCUUUUCCCACGAUUGUAAUCUGUAAACAGCUGCUGGCUCCCUGGAGUUGGUUACAGUUUCACAGUCUCCUUCUAGGGGGAAAACUUCUAUUUGAUCUUGCAACAAAGUUUCCCUUUUUGAAAUACUUUGUCAAUAUUUGUUCCUUUGAAAUGCGAAGGGAAACAGUGGAAUCACUAUGUUUCUCUUCUUUUAGCUAUCUGUCAAAAACGUUUGUCUCUGGUCAAUGAACUUCAAACGUCAGUCCUGACACCCCGCUCCAGGAUCAGGACGGAGGAAAGUUGCUUUACUUUAAACUCACUUUAAACAGUCCAAAAAGAUCCCCUUCUUCUCCUGCUGUCGAAGGGGGGUUCCACAAUUUUAAAUGAUGAAAUCCAAUCCUUUAAAAGCGAUUUUCUGAGCUCUAGUUUACGUUGUCUUUGCUUUAUUCUGUCUACAGAAGAACGGAAGGCUGACUUCCUGUUUAGACCUUCCCGUUCCGUACCAAAUUGAAAUAGAUUUUUAAGAUCCAAUUCCUUUCUGCUCGCAAGUCCCCAUCUAAUGUCCAGUUGUUCAAAGUCUAAGUACUCACGGGUGCUUAUUUUAGAGUCCAAAUUGUCCCAGGAAAAAGGCAGCGCUCUCCGGCAACGGCUAUGCGGCUUCGCUCCACGGAAAUAACAGUUGACUCACAGCACCGCGCCACUUCCCCCUCUUCACUUCGGAGCCCGUUAGUGGGUUCCUUAGCGAAUUGGGGGGGCGCUAAAGGUGCCCGCCGAGUCCCAUGGUCACAGGCUUCAUCCGCCUGUGAUUUUUGAAAGGGUCCCCGCUUCGCCGUAGCGGAGAAGACCCGUUUCCCACGGAGCUAGUCCCUCCAGUUCAGAGGGAGUCCGCCAUUGCCGAUGGCGCCACCCCGGAAGUCCAUAUAGGUACCAAUUCAAAGUCAUGAAGGGUGCCAAAUUUUGGCCUGGUUCAUGGUGCACUAUAUGACCUGCAUGGCAUCAGUGCUCAGGAGGUUUGCGCUUGUUGCUGAUCGGCUGGCGGGCCAGGUUCAAGGUGUUGCAUAUAAAAUCCAUAACAAAUUGGGGCCGCUUUACCCGCGAGUUUGCCUUACCCCACAGGUGUCCACUCUGCAUUUCAGUCAGCAGAACUGGCACUCCUUCAAGGUGCCACGUAAUGCAUGUUCUGCAUUCGUAAGAACAUGGUUGUUCAUGUGGCAGCACCUGGGCUUUGGAACUCCCUGCCUAUUGGGAUCACUGUACUCUCUUAUUACAGUGGUAUCUUGGGUUAAGAACUUUGCUUCAGGAUGAGAACAGAAAUCGUGCUCUGGCGGCGUGGCAGCAGCAGGAGGCCCCAUUAGUUAAAGUGGUACCUCAGGUUAAGAACAGUUUCAGGUUAAGAACGGACUUCCGGAACAAAUUAAGUACUUAACCCGAGGUACCACUUUGCUGGUUAUGGAUGGCAUCAGAACAGUGGUACCUCUGGUUAAGUACUUAAUUCGUUCCGGAGGUCCGUUCUUAACCUGAAACUGUUCUUAAUCUGAGGUACCACUUUAGCUAAUGGGGUUUCCCGCUGCUGCCGUGCUGCAGCGGUGCAAUUUCUGUUCUCAUCCUGAAGCAAAGUUCCUAACCCGAGGUACUAUUUCUGGGUUAGCGGAGUCUGUAACCUGAAGCGCCUGUAACCCGAGGUACCACUGUACUUCCAUUUUUGCAUGUUUUAAAGUAGGGCUGUGAAUUUGUCUCAAUUUUACUGUUUUGUGUUUUCACAAAGUAAGGGUAAUAAACCUUACGAAAUAAAUACAUAAAUAAAACAACCACAAGGCUAUCAGCCAAGGCUACUAGCCAUGCCCAUGCAGAGUGUCUCAGAGGCCUGGAGUUUGAGCCCUGAGUCAGCUGGGAGGCAUGGGGUGUUCUUGCCAUGACAGCAUGAGACCAGCAGGCCCCUGAGGGGCUCCUCUGGCCAGCUUAGCCCACCGAGUCCCAAGGCAAGUGCACCUGAUUGCCCCCCCCCCCCCCCGCGUAGGCCAGGUACUAGCAAUGAUGGCUGUGCUGUACCUCCACAGCUGGAAACCUUGGCAUGGGGAUAGUGGUUCUUGUUCUCAAAUCCUAGUCACUGGUUUCCCACAAGAGGCAUCUGGUUUAGCCACUGUGAGAACAGGAUGCAGGACUAGUUGAGCAAGCCAUUGGCCUGAUCCAGCAGGCUCUUCGUCUGUUCUUACCAUCCCUAUUUUCUUCUUUCCCGCCUCUCCCCCCCGUCCACAGCUUUGUGGUGCAAGAGCCUCCUGCACGACUAUGCCGAAGCCUGCAAAGAGGUUGUUCUGGGUGUCAGGCAGCGGCCGGGGAAAGCUGGGCUCUACGUCUCACUGCUGGCCGGAGCAGUGGGCUGCAGCCUCCGCAGCCCCUGUGAGUCUUCCUUUGAAGCCAGCCUCCUGGAAGCCUCGGGCACCCUCCUCCUGCUCUCGCCCUGGACCCGCAGCAGCAGCUCGCAAGGGCACGUCCAGCGGCUGACGAAGCUGAGGAACCGGGGCCAGCUGCGCUUCCAGAGCCUGCUCUUCUUCUCCCUCGUCUACGAGGCUCCUUUUGACGCGGGAGCAGAUCUCUACCAGGCGCACUGCAAGUACCUGAAGCCACGCUGGAUGGAGGUUCCCAGCCAAGUCCUGGAUGUGGGCUUCUGGGGGCGCUGGUGGGUUCUGCACUCCAAAAUGCGGGAUCCGGACAUUAACGAGGAGGAGUUCCAACACCUGCCAGAGCAUCUCAGGACAAUUUCUUUCCAUAACCUCCAUUCGGAUGCCAACGAGAAACUUUUUGAUGAGAAAUACAAGCCUGUUGUCCUGACAGAGGAGCAGAUCCAGCAAACAGAAAGAGAGAGUCAGGGAAAUUGACAUCAUUGAUGUGCCUUGGUGGCUGUAGUUUAUCAUCUCCCUUUGGAGAGGGUGGAACAAAGAAAAAGAUCCGUUAGGAACAUGGUCUGUUUUCUUCUAGGAUCCUGAUUUUCACUUUAUUGUUCAUGUAGACUCAGCCAGGUAUGGUGAAUAAAUGAGUAAAAAGAAGAAGCACCCCUUGUCUUGAAAUUUUCUUUGAUUCCCUCUCCCUUUCAGUUCUUCACAUUUAAUUUCUCAGGAGCUGUACCUCCGCAGGAGCUCUGUCCAAAACUUAUUCUGAAGAUGUAUAGUAGUACCUCGGGUUAAGUACUUAAUUCGUUCCGGAGGUCCGUACUUAACCUGAAACUGUUCUUAACCUGAAGCACCACUUUAGCUAAUGGUGCCUCCUGUGGCUGCCGCGCCGCCAAAGCACGAUUUCUGUUCUCAUCCUGAAGCAAAUUUUUUAACCUGAAGCACUAUUUCUGGGUUAGCGGAGUCUGUAACCUGAAGCAUAUGCAACCCAAGGUAUAGGGUUUGUUAUUCUUUUGACUUUUCCCCAAGCCUCCCCUUUUCCUAUAGUAUAUGUGCUUGAAUAAGUAUUUUGUAAUACUGUUAGUGAGAAGCUGGGAGAUCUUCAGUUAUUACAGUGCUGCCUAGUUUAAUAUUUUGUGGAAAUCUUCCACCUGAGGUGAAAAAUAGCUCAUAGCAUCUUCCCAUGUGUGUCUGUGCAGAAGUAAGCCCCGUCGAGACGAGUGCCGCAACCCCAGAGUCAUCUGCGACUGGACCUAACGGUCAGGGGUCCCUUUACCUUUACCUUUGUAUAGGGUUACAGUUUUCCAUUUUGCUGUUGGGUUUUGGGGGCGGAGGGUCAAACGGAAAACUUACCAGAAGCAGAAUGGGAGAACCCCCAGUCACCUUGCCCUUUGCUUUCUCUGACUUUUAAAUGCUUUCUUCUUUUUUACAAGCUACAGUGGUGCCAUUAGCACAGCCCUGGAACAUGCCAAUUUAUGUCCAGUGUGUUCCACUACUAGUCAGAUGUGUUAGGAUGGUUUUUUAAAUUUGUGUUCAUCUUUGCAUUCUCAUGAGCUCCUGUAAGCAGGGCAGUCCAUUGACAGCAGCAAAGAACAAAAGAGGUGGUGCAAUUGCAUUAUUAAGUGCAGUGGAGAGAAACGUCUUAGAAUGCAGGAAUCUCAGCUAAAGUAUCCAUGACAGAUGGUUAUCCAACCUCUGCUUAGAAACCUCCAAGGAAGGAGAGUCUGCCACCUCUCAUGGGAGUCUUGAAAAGGUUCGAAUUGGAGUGGCUGUUUGGUUCCAUUCACCAGACAGCAGCGAACAGGGAGUGGGAAGAAAGAGGCAGUAAUUACAGGAUUUUGUCACCAGGUGGCAGAAGCACAGUGGCAGGCAAGGGAGUAGGGAAUUUAAAGCAAGGCUUGGUUGUCAAGGGGGAUCCAAACUCUCCAUUGUUUAAUAAAAGCAACAAUAAAAAGGCCUUUUCCUCUUCU